AUGCAGGAAAUACUUGGUACUUCCUCGUAUACGCACGGUCUUGUACUAAGACCGGUGAGUGAGAAUGCGCUGGACCCACAAGAGCGGUCUUGCUGCAUCUGCUAUCAGCCCUUUCGGUCCACAUUAUUGACUCACGGCGGGCCUGAAGUGCCGGUUCGGCUGCUAUGCGGACAUGUCUUUGGCGAAUCGUGCAUACUCAGCUGGACGCUCGAUAACAGCUCGUGUCCGUUGUGUCGGAGAGAUGUCUUCAGAACCGAUGAUCACCCUGUCGACCGACGCAUCUCGAUCUCGCAAGAUUCGCGCGCUGACAUUCUCACCGCAGCGGAUCAACUCGACUCACAUGACUGGGACAGUCCCGCUGAGGAACAACUUCGAGAGACGGUAAGCAGUGAUGAUAUCGAACAACUCCUAGAACUCUACACAAGCAACCGCUCCAUCGUCUAUUCUAGCUCCCAGUCUCAGACAUCUCAGGGAAGUUCAAAAUGCGCCUCAGACCGUGACUUGGUUCAGCACACUGACGAGGACGACACAAGAACCGCCCUACUUCCACACAAGCGCCUGACACCUUCAACGGCCGCCUUAUCCAGGCCCACGGACACUGAAAACUUCGACCUCACAGAACUAGGCGCCCAAUUCGCGAUCCUCGACUGCCACUACAAGCAGUGGAUGGACGAGUACCUCAACGAACCAACUUUCGACGAGCCCUCCUCAUCCAUCCGACCCUGA
Messenger RNA from Ascochyta rabiei, 726 nucleotides. RefSeq lists its product as uncharacterized. The transcript has a single exon. Bases 1 to 726 code for a protein of 241 amino acids. The record is from RefSeq and is a predicted model, not a curated record. NCBI's taxonomy places the organism in Eukaryota, Fungi, Ascomycota, Dothideomycetes, Pleosporales, Didymellaceae.